Messenger RNA from Anolis sagrei ordinatus, 884 nucleotides. It is a transcript of the gene DYNLT2B, whose product is annotated as dynein light chain Tctex-type 2B. Gene Ontology annotation, molecular function: dynein intermediate chain binding. Lineage: Eukaryota; Metazoa; Chordata; Lepidosauria; Squamata; Anolidae. Gene Ontology annotation, cellular component: cytoplasm; cytoplasmic dynein complex. The record is from RefSeq and is a predicted model, not a curated record. Gene Ontology annotation, biological process: microtubule-based movement.
AUGGCGACGGCGUCGGAGGCCAAGAUGGCGGAGGCGGGUGCCCCUCUGGUGGAAGGGAGCUCCUCGUCGACGAGGCCGGGAAGCAGCCUCCACGCCGCCUCCACCCGCGCCUUCAGCCUCCGCCCGGCCUUCAUCCGCAAAUUUCGCACAUCCGCAGUGAAGGAGUGUAUCCAUGAAGUGCUAAAGGAGCACCUGACUGCCGUACAGUACUCGCCUGAAGAAAUCCCAGUAAUUACCAAACUCCUAUCAGAGACGAUCAGAGACAAGCUGAAGGAGAAAGGAUUUCAAAGAUAUAAAAUAGUUGUGCAAGUGGUGAUUGGAGAACAAAGAGGUGAAGGUGUUAACAUGGCUGCCCGAUGCUUCUGGGAUGCAGAUACUGACAACUAUGCUCAGGAUGUUUUCAUUAAUGACAGCCUCUUCUGCGUGGCAGUGGCUUUUGGCUGUUACUUCUACUAACGCAGAUGGGAAGCUCAAAGAAUGAAGACUGCUUCUCCAGAAGGAAAACAAAAUAUACACAGAAGUUGUGCUGCAUAUAUAUAUAUAUAUAUAUAUAUAUAUAUAUAUAUAUAUAUAUAUAUUAAAAAACUAUAGUUGAUAUGUUUAAUAACAACAGUCAUAUUUUUCUACAUAGCAGUCGUGCGAUUGUUCUUGUAAAUAAAAGUAUCCUGAAGUGAAUGGGGUUAUGAUCCUGCCCAGCUCUAGUUCAUUCCUUAUGUUUAUAUGUACCUUUUUUAUGCUCGGUGCAGAAUGGGACCCAUCUGGAUUUGUUGGGAUUACUAACAAUUGACAUUGCUGGGUGCAGAUCCAUUGUAUGUCUUGCAGAGGUGAAUCCAUUUUCAAUGUAUAUACCGAAAUCAUAGUAAAACUUGUUUUGUAAUCCAUUA